Cyprinodon variegatus (sheepshead minnow) is the source of this 938-nucleotide messenger RNA. RefSeq names its product transmembrane protein 199 (gene vma12). Gene Ontology annotation, cellular component: endomembrane system. The transcript is spliced from 6 exons. The record is from RefSeq and is a predicted model, not a curated record. The coding region runs from base 214 to 810 and encodes 198 amino acids. Lineage: Eukaryota; Metazoa; Chordata; Actinopteri; Cyprinodontiformes; Cyprinodontidae. Gene Ontology annotation, biological process: vacuolar proton-transporting V-type ATPase complex assembly.
CACUGGUCACGUGAUUCUAGUAUGUCACAAGACAGUCAAUAUGGCGGCUUACAUUUUUGUUAUGUCGGCUUUACGCUAUUGCUAAACACCAACAUAAAAGGAGAGGACAUUGAAUAAAAAGCUGCGCGUGUCUCUGAACUCAGAGCGGAACCGUUUCCGCCGCUCUGUCGCUUAGCAACGGUCUCCUCAGCGUGAGCUAGCUGCUUUAGCAUCAUGGCGUCUUCUUUUGUGGUGGGGGAGAAAUUCAGAAGUCGGGUGAGGUUGUUGCUGGAGAACUCAGACUCUCCUCUGAGCGGAGAACUAAAAGCAGAGCUGCAGGGCAUUCUGGGAAAAAACCCAACAAUCCUGCCUUUCAGCGCAGCGAGGAAACUGAAGAAACACUUUCAGGACAAAGGCCAGCCUUUCUAUCUGCACCAGCUGCUGGAGGACAGCUCCCUGCACCUGCCUGAAGUAGAGAAGCCUCCCAGAAACCCUGAGUUGGUGGCUCGCCUGGAGAAGAUCAAAGCCAAACUGGCCAAUGAAGAAUACAACAGGAUGACGCGUAACGUCAACACCCAGGAAAUGAACCGAAAUGGAACGCUGGCAGAUUUGGGUCAUCAAGUGCGGUCGGUAAAAACCGUGGUGGUGACGGUUUUCAACUUCCUGGUGACUUUAGUCGCCACUUUUGGUUGUUCCUACAUCGGAAGUCAGUAUUUAUUUACUGAAACGGCAGCGAGGGUGAUCUCCGCUGUGAUCGCUGCGUCUGUGGUGGGCCUGGCUGAGCUCUACGUUCUGGUCCGGACCGUGGAGGGAGAGUUAGGGGAACCGUAGCAACACAUGUUGGGAUUUUAUUUAGUUUGGGGUAUUUAUUUAAAAUGUGUUUCUUUUCUUCAUCUUUAUUCAAUUAAAUAUGAAAAACUUUGAUUAUGAUUAUUAAAUGUUUGUCCGUCAGCUUGAGC